AUACUCUAAUGACUGGUAGUUGACAUGUAGUUGCAAAGUUACUUGAAUGCCUAAAUGCCUAAUGCCUAACUGUCGAAAUAAAGUGUUACCUGAUAUUUAAACAUUUGAAAUCUUAUAAAAUUGACUAAGACCCAUCAAACUUUUGCAAAGUUGCAUCAAACUGGCUUUAUCUUCCACUCAUAAAUAUGACAUGUAGAUUAUGACAUGACAUGUAGAGCUCUCAUAACUGAUAUAAUCAUAGUGUAACAUAAUCCCAUGAUUUCACUCCCUCUUCAGUAUCACUAGCUUGAGCGGCAUGCAAGUUUGAAUAUGGGAUUAGUUAACAUCACAGAUUUAAUGGGAAAACAGCUAAUUUACUGCAAGUUUGCUGAAACACUUUUAGGAAGAACUUCAUUAAGGAAGCACUUUGCAUGAAAAUGAACAAAAUUUCACAACAAUAGCAACAACAAAACCUUCCCACUCAAAACAUUUGAUAACAUACAAUGACAGAGUUGAAGUCACGAUGCCUGUCAAGGAAAUAGACAGAAGUCAUAAACCCCUUCAAACAAUAGAGAAUUCAUCUUCUUUGCACAUACGACAGUUUAAACAAUGGAGAUGCAGAUUGUCUCCAGCAGUGAACAUUCCCGAGCUAUGAGCUCAUUGGAGCUGCUGGGAUGGACCAUGAUCACAUCCCACAAUUAAUAGAUGCUGUAAAUGAUAUAAAAGCAAGAGAGAGCACCUACAGAAACAACAGUGAGACAUCACAAGCUCAUCUACAUCAUGUUCUUCACCAUCAUCUGCCUUGCCCUGGUGGCCUCUGCUCUGGGUUGUGGAGUGCCGGCGAUUAAGCCACAGACGAUUGGCAGCAGGAUUGUGAAUGGACAGAAUGCCAUCUCUGGUUCUUGGCCCUGGCAGGUCUCUCUCCAGCAAACCAACGGAUUCCACUUCUGCGGUGGAUCCCUGAUCAACCAGAACUGGGUUCUCACUGCUGCUCACUGCGGUGUCAGGGUUGGCAAUCAUCGUGUCAUUCUUGGAGAACAUGAUCGUGGCUCCAAUGUUGAACCCAUCCAGGUCAAACUAGUGUCCAAGGUCAUCACCCAUCCGCUCUACAGCAGCACAACAUUGAACAAUGACAUUGCGUUGCUGAAGCUUGCGUCUCCAGUUGUCUUCACUCCCCGUAUCUCUCCUGUAUGUCUGGCUCCAUCAACCAUCAACAUCCUGCCUGGAACCCGCUGCUUCACCACUGGAUGGGGCAGAACUGCCACCACAUCGAGUCCUCGGAUCCUGCAGCAGACAGGUCUGCCCAUCAUGAGUCCUGCUGUGUGCAGGCAGAUCUGGGGUCAGAACAGAAUCACUAAUGCCAUGAUCUGUGCUGGAGCCUCUGGAUCCUCAUCUUGCCAGGGUGAUUCUGGUGGUCCUCUGGUGUGUGAGAGAUCAGGGGUCUGGACUCUGGUGGGGUCUGUGUCCUGGGGCGCCAGGACUUGUGACACCAGUUCCCCUGCAGUCUACGCCCGCAUCUCCCAACUGCGCUCCUGGAUCGACAGGACUAUCGCUUCCAACUAGAGUGCCAGUCUGAAUAUUUCUUGAAUAUUUCUAAGUCUGGACUUCUGAUUACUUGUCUUUGACUUCAUACUGUUUCCCCAUUUCAGCUGUACAAAUAAUGAAAAUGUGUCAAUA
Messenger RNA from Megalobrama amblycephala (Wuchang bream), 1656 nucleotides. Its product is annotated as chymotrypsin-like protease CTRL-1. The record is from RefSeq and is a predicted model, not a curated record. NCBI's taxonomy places the organism in Eukaryota, Metazoa, Chordata, Actinopteri, Cypriniformes, Xenocyprididae. The coding region runs from base 760 to 1542 and encodes 260 amino acids. The transcript is spliced from 7 exons. Gene Ontology annotation, biological process: proteolysis. Gene Ontology annotation, molecular function: serine-type endopeptidase activity.